AGAUCUAUAAACAACAGAAAAAACGAGAGCAGAACAUUUAUUAUAUUUAUGUUUAGGUUUUUCCCCCAAAAGUAGGACAAACUCUGUUGUGCAUCGUGAUUGUAUUCAUUUAGUGACCUUUCUCAAUAAAAAGACUGCAUUCCAACGUUACUUAAUAAACAAAAUUAAAAAUUAUGUCCGAUCAAAAUUCAGCUCCACUCUCGGCAUCCUCAGCUGCUUCCAAUUCAACAAAAAACAAAACAUUUACAUGUGAGGUGCAUGCGAAAAAUAUCUCCAAGAGGCUAAAGAAUUUCUACGAUGAAAAGGAAUUUUUCGAUAUAGUUCUCAUCGCCGGAAUCGACAAUUUCCGGACUCGAGCCCAUCGGAUUGUUCUCUCUGCAUCGAGUGACUACUUUUUGGCCAUGUUUAGGAGCAAUCUCAAGGAGUCGGAAUCCGAUGAGAUACAACUCGAGUCCUUGGAUGGGCCAACUAUGAAGCUUAUCCUGGGAUUUAUGUACUCCGCCUCGAUUGACUUGAGUUCGGAUAAUGUCGAGAACGUCCUGAGAGCUGCUGACUUCUUUCAAAUGGAGACUCUCAUUGCAGCGUGUUGUGACUUCAUGGGUGAGCAGUUGGAUGCGUGCAAUUGUUUGGGUGUUGCAUUGUUCGCCGAACAACAUAACUAUACAGGACUCUCGGAGAAAGCUUUUGCAUUUGUGUCCACAUACUUCGAAAGGGUGACCACUGAAAUGGAGUUCUAUCAAUUGAGUGACGAGCAGGUUAGCCAAUUUCUAUCUAGUGACAAUCUAUGUGUAGCAUCAGAGGAGAAGGUAUUCCUAAGUCUUGUGGCAUGGGUUGACCAUGACAAGGCAAAUCGGGAGCAACUUUUGUUCAGUCUUCUGCCACACAUUCGUUUUACGUUUCUUAAGCCGAAAUUCAUCAUCGAAAAUAGUGAUUCAGUGUGUCAGACAAUCGAGUGCAACGAACUUAUAAGAUCCUGGCUCAAGUGGCAUUUGUCGCCCGAGUCACGAUCUCUCUUUCCUACCGAUUAUUCCGCCCCAAGAAAAUCACUCAUCGAUUUGGUGCUCUUGAGUGGUUAUGAGACAGACGAAUUUGAAUUCCAGACGUUUAAUUUGGCUCUAAACCAAUGGUCCCGAGCGGAUUGGCCUCGUCCACCUAAAUUGAUAGCUGGGUGUGGGGCAAUAAUUGUGAAUAAGAAACUAAUUUUGGCGGGAGGAGAAAUCGAUGGCCAUCCAGCAGAUGGAGUUGAUUGUUUGGAUUUGCAGACGAUGGAAUGGAGUGAGAUGCCUAAAAUGAACGAACCACGUCGUUGGCCGGAUAUGUGCGUCAUCAAUGGACAAUUAUACGUUGUCGGAGGUACCCAGUGGUGUUCGAUGGAGCGGUAUAACUUUGCCACCCGUCAAUGGGAAGAUUUGGCGCCAUUGCCUAUAACAUCAGACACUGGACUGGAAAUCGCCACUCUAAACGGUCUGUUGUAUGUCGCGAUGAGUGGAAAUUGUCGUUUGCAUUGCUAUGAUCCAACAACCGAUGAGUGGACUCUGAAAGCUUCAAAGUAUGUGAAGUUGAAAAACAUUGGUAUGACAGCUGUUAAGGGAUACAUAUAUGUUGUUGGAGGACUGUAUCAUGAGGAGAAGACAGCUCUAGUCGAGCGCUAUGACCCAACAACCAAUACCUGGACAGUGGGUAGUUCGUUGCGACUAGAGCGGUCGCAUAUAAAAUGUGCAGCUUUUAAUGACCGACUAAUUGCCUGCGGAGGAUUUGAUGGGAAUGAAGGUUUGAAUUUGGUCGAGGAAUAUAAUCCGGAUACUAAUGAGUGGAAGACUUUGGGUUCAACGUUGCCACAUGACUUGUACAAUAUUCUGAUGGUUAUGUAAAGGAUUUUUGUAUGGUAGUUACUCAGAGAGAACUUUUACUUUAUGUUUGCUUCCGGUCGAAUAUUUUUUCAUUUGAAAAAUUAGAUAUCUAAAUGCUUCACAAAAGAAAGUUCUUAAAACGGUUGGGUAUGUAAAUAAGUUUACGUAGUUUUUAAUUGAGUUCGUGUAAAUAUAAAAAAAAUAAAAGAGAACUCCGAAAGCUCUAACAUUACGCUUAAAAAUUA
This is a messenger RNA of Eupeodes corollae, 2095 nucleotides long. Its product is annotated as kelch-like protein 5. Gene Ontology annotation, molecular function: protein binding. Bases 174 to 1871 code for a protein of 565 amino acids. The transcript is spliced from 2 exons. The record is from RefSeq and is a predicted model, not a curated record. Lineage: Eukaryota; Metazoa; Arthropoda; Insecta; Diptera; Syrphidae.